AUGUUUGCGACCGAACUCCUCCUGGAGCAAGAGACGGAAACCUUUGGCGCUCGGAAAGAGCGCAAGGCGAGGCAGCGGUCCGUCACCGCCUCUUCCAUCAACACGUCCAUUGGAUCCCAGAGUUCGACGAGUUCAGACUCCACCGAACGCGAACAAUGGUGGUCCGCCAGCUUGAAGAAGGCAAAGAGCAUCAAGCCAAAGAUACUGCGACCAUCCACUAGCAAGACUACAGCCUCGCAGAAGACCAUCAAUGCCGUCACUCAAAACCUCGACUCGCAGCUCGCCCUCCACUUCAAGGAUCCCGUCUUGCAGCCCAGCUGGACCUACACAAGCUCGCUAUCUUCCACUCUGCCCUCGGGCGAUUCUUUGCAUUCAAAAGAUCAAUUGUCGGAGCUUGAUGGUGAUAUAUCUUCUCGACGAACCGACUCUACUAGGUCGCGCAUCUCACGGAUGCAGUUGAUGCCUACCCCUCGUACUACUCCUGCAAAAGUCGCUACGGCUCAUAGCAGCACAAUGGAGCUCUCUCGAUUCCAGCGUUUCAUCCGCAGGAUGGAAGGCGCCGGCCCAAAAGUCAUACUUGAUAGAAUUAAGGAAGACUGGAAUCAAGUGGCCAGCGAAGAGGCCGACGAAGAGCUGUGGUUGCUCACCGGGUUUCAUAUGCAAAACCUGGGGCGACCUACGAUUGCCCCUCAGUCAGAAUGCAACACAGGCAGAAUCCUGGAGCUGUAUGGGAAUCUUUUGUUCAGCGAGUGUCACAAGCUGUUGGCUCCCGGUGGCUUUUUGGAAAUCAGAAUCAUGGACGCAGCACCUGCACGUCAAACCGCCGGCCCGCGGAUGCGCAUGUGGAUCGAGGAUCGGCUUUCAAUCAACCUUGAGCGGGAUUUCAGAUGCUCAAAACCGUGUCUGCUGGUUCCUGGCUGGCUAGCAGAUGCGGGAUUCGAAGUUGUUGAUCAGGCCAAUGAUCAGAAUACGACACUACCAUGCGCUUUCGACCCAACUUCGGCCACUGUCGACCAGGAGCUGUCAACAAUCAUUGGCCGCGCCUUCUGGAAGGAUAUUUGGGGUAGCUUUGUCGAUGACGUCCCAGGCGAGCCAAAGUGGUGGUGGGAAGACGAAGAGAUUCUGGACGAGUGCGUCAGGCGCCGCACUUUACUGGAGUGCAAGACGAUUUUCGCAUACAAGCGAUGA
Pyrenophora tritici-repentis Pt-1C-BFP is the source of this 1188-nucleotide messenger RNA. Lineage: Eukaryota; Fungi; Ascomycota; Dothideomycetes; Pleosporales; Pleosporaceae. The record is from RefSeq and is a predicted model, not a curated record.